GACCUUGAAUUUGAGAGGCAUUUUAAUAUCUGUCUUUCGAAUGAGUUCCAAAAGGAGUUCGAAUGUUUCCCAAAAGAAAACUGUCGAAAAAAAGCCGCGCAAACAGUCUUCUGAAGAUAAGGGGCAGGAGUCUCCCAAAGUAACAAUCAUCGAAUUUUAAUCAUGAUUUAGACUCAAAACUCAGACUGGUGUACUAGAUAUCCUGGUUCUUCACCUGACCUAGCAAACCCUCUUUCACCCAAAUGGAAUUUUAAGAUAGUAUCCUGGAAUGUCAACGGGAUACGGGCUGUCAUUAAAAAUAAUGGUAUGGAGUAUAUCAAAAAAGAAAAUGCAGAUAUAUUUUGCAUACAAGAGACUAAGUGCCCUCUGCAUAAAAUUCCAUCUGAAGCCAAAGUUCCAUCGUACCAAUCAUUUUGGUCGUCUGCCGACAAGGCCGGAUAUGCGGGAACAGCUUUAUUUUCGAAAAUCUCUCCGAUAAAAGUGACGUAUGGUAUAGGUAAGAAAUUGCAUGACGAGGAGGGGCGUGUUAUUACUGCGGAAUACGACAAAUUUUACCUAGUCACUGCUUAUGUGCCAAACUCAGGACAGGGGUUGGUUCGUCUACCAUAUCGUGAAAAGGAAUGGGAUCCCGAUUUCCUUGAAUACCUGCGCAAACUUGAUUCUACAAAACCUGUCAUCGUGUGUGGUGACCUUAACGUAGCUCACGAGGAGAUCGAUCUAGCUCGACCAGAAACAAAUCAUAAAACCGCUGGAUUUACUGAUCAGGAGCGAUCAGGUUUCACAAAAUUGUUAUCGUCAGCCAAUUUAAUUGAUACCUAUCGUCAUUUUUACCCAGACCGUCGAGGAGUGUAUUCUUUUUGGAGCUAUCGAACAGGAGCGCGCUUAAUCAAUAAUGGAUGGCGUUUGGAUUAUUUCUUGGUAUCUGAACGAAUUUUAACAAAUGUCAGCGAUCAGGAAAUACGUUGUGGAGUUACUGGAAGUGAUCACUGUCCAGUUGUUCUAUAUCUUCAAAUCUAAAACUCCAUUUGACGAGAUCUAUUCAAACAGAUUACUAUCAACAGUAUUUAUAAAUACCAGAAUAAAUAUAUUUUAUGAUUGA
Messenger RNA from Schistosoma haematobium, 1099 nucleotides. It is a transcript of the gene APEX1, whose product is annotated as DNA-(apurinic or apyrimidinic site) lyase. The transcript is spliced from 6 exons. The record is from RefSeq and is a predicted model, not a curated record. Bases 307 to 1017 code for a protein of 236 amino acids. Gene Ontology annotation, molecular function: DNA binding; double-stranded DNA 3'-5' DNA exonuclease activity; endonuclease activity. Gene Ontology annotation, cellular component: nucleus. Lineage: Eukaryota; Metazoa; Platyhelminthes; Trematoda; Strigeidida; Schistosomatidae. Gene Ontology annotation, biological process: base-excision repair.